AUGAUUAAACAACAGCAACUUAAGGCGCAAAGCGCCCAGGUCCUUCAGACCAUUACAUACGCCAUAUAUGCAUAUAAUUCAAAGACGGCAGAACAAACGCAAAGGUUGAAAUAUGGAGAUUUGGAGAUAGUAUUGAAAAAUGACCAUUUCGAAUUCGUUUGCAAAGGUGGUGCAGUGAUAUCAAAUAUAAAAGAAAUUUUAUUUAUGAAUUCAAAAAUUAAAGGAAUAACGGAUGAUAUAACAUCAAUUCCACCAGAAGAACAGAGAUAUUACGCAUUAAAUGCAUUUCCUAAAGUUUUGAAGAUUGGAAGAUUUAAUUUAAAUGAGGAAUUCAUAGAAGGUUUCCUAAACGACAUAAUGAAGAAGGUGGAUAAGGAAUAUGUGGAUAGUGAAUUAAAUAAGAAGGCAAAUUUGGUUUAUGUUGAUGAAAAAGAUAAUGAAAUUAAAGAAAAGGUUGAAUGGUAUCAUGAAUGGACAUCGGAGACUUUUAAAGUUAAAGCUGAUACAGGAUGGGUUUCAGGAUGUUUAGACCUUAAAGCAGAUAAAACUUAUGUUGAUGAAAAAGAUAAUGAAAUUAAAGAAAAGGUUGAAUGGUAUCAUGAAUGGACAUCGGAGACUUUUAAAGUUAAAGCUGAUACAGGAUGGGUUUCA
Trichomonas vaginalis G3 is the source of this 651-nucleotide messenger RNA. RefSeq lists its product as uncharacterized. NCBI's taxonomy places the organism in Eukaryota, Parabasalia, Trichomonadida, Trichomonadidae. The record is from RefSeq and is a predicted model, not a curated record. The transcript has a single exon. The annotation marks the transcript as partial.